Messenger RNA from Mya arenaria, 13607 nucleotides. RefSeq lists its product as uncharacterized. Bases 1 to 4149 code for a protein of 1382 amino acids. The transcript has 13 exons. The record is from RefSeq and is a predicted model, not a curated record. NCBI's taxonomy places the organism in Eukaryota, Metazoa, Mollusca, Bivalvia, Myida, Myidae.
AUGGCCUCAAAAGAAAAUGUGCCACCAGUAUCUACAAGGAAGAGCAAACUACCAGUACCAACCAGCCAACUGAAGUCUGGCGCAUCACAAAGAGGAAUCAAACGAGACCUCUCUCCUUCCUCUGGACCAAGUGCUGUGAAGAGAUCUCCAAUUGGGGCGCACAGGAGAGUACUUGGGGAACUUCCUAAUGACCAGAGGCAGAUAGUUAAAGCUCAUCAUAACCUGAAGAGGGCAGUUUCAGGAACAGGCAGCAAGGCCAGAAAGAAGGUUGCUUUUGAAACAAGUUCGAAGACACGGAAACCUAUUUUGAAAGAGGCUAGGAAGCAGACAGCGAAAGGGAAAAAUGUUUUGGAUGAACAGAAAGGCGUUCACUUUGAAAGAGAUGACGCUGCACUCGCCAGUAUAAUGAAUGAGACGGGAAUAGUCCUUCCGCAGAAUAAUUCAGUUCCCGUGACCAGGCACACCCUGGCCGCCACUCCCAGGUCUAAGGGUAGUAGCAUUGCUCCCGCAGGACGAGUGCCAAUACAGGAUUUCCAGCGAACAUGUGACGAUUUCCUGCAGAGAAAUGCCCCGCCUGCGAGUAAAAAACCUCGCCUUAAUGAUGCAGGGAAAAGUGACUUUAACCUGCAGCCUUUAACUCCAUCGAAGACGGACUUCUGUUCCAAGUUUGGGGUCCAGAUAAAUGAACUGUUCAAACAAGGUCCAGCCUCCAUUGGGCGUCAAAGCCUCCCAGCCAGUAGACAUCUCUCCAACACCAUUUCCAACCCCUUUGCUGUCCCCUCAAGGCCCAGUCUUGUUUCCCAGGGGCCUGCUAGGGUCCAGAGGGAAUUAUCAAUCCCUGAAACUCCUAAAAACCCUUUUGACAUACCUGCAGGAGCAGGAAGGAAAUUUUCGACUUCCAACACUGCUACUUUUGGACGAGAAAGUUUAAACAAUGGUAAUGGUCAGAACUCGGCUAGUUUCAAAAGGUUCAGCUUAGCUGGAAGAACACCUCUAAAUGGGUGUGGGGAUAGUUUUGGAGCAGGAAGGGUGAGUUUGUCAGCAGUUACUCCACAAAGAGUUCUGAUUAGCAAAAAUGAUGGAGAUGCAAUCACUUCAAGCACUGUACCGAUUGGGAGAUUUAGCCUGGCUGCCUCAACACCCAUGCGCAUAUUAAAGGAAGUUAAAGAAGAUGAUAUCAGUGGGUCUGAUUCAGUAUUUAGAAGUCACUCGAAACCUCCCCCUUUUUCUGUUGGGCGUUUCAGCGUUUCCGCUCAAACCCCUCAGCGUGUGUUAAAAAACAAAAGAGACAACAAAGAUAAAUUUGAAAGCAUUGGUGAUGGUUCAGUAUUCGAAAAAAGUAUUAUUAAUAGUACUGAUAAGAGGAAAACUCCAGGGAUCUCUGUGGGUAGGUUCAGUCUAGCAGCCCAAACACCGCAGAGGAUUUUAAAGACAGACAAAAAUGGGGGAAAGCAAAUUAAUGGUGACAAUACUGAUGUUGAUCCCUGUGCUAUGGGUAUGCAAUCUCUUGACAGUGAGGCACAAAGGAUCCCUGCAUUACAACAAUUUGGAGGAAGAGUGUCUAUCACAGGAAGACAAAGUUUCGCUUCCCAAACGCCAGGAAGAGUCCGGAAAGAGAUGAAAAAUGAGGACUUUGAUAGCGGCGCCAUUGCAAGGCAUGGAGGUGAUACCUGUGGUGAUAAUGUGGUUGAUGGUUCGAGUAUUUGCAGAACUGAUUUCCUUGGAAAUGUGGAGCUGUCCAUUGUCAAAGAGGAGCCUGUAGAUGUCCAGUCCAUUUCCCAAACUCCAAAGCAAAAGAACCCCAAGCUCCAGGCUUCCCACUUAGCUACCCCAAAUAUAUCCACCCCAGGGAGAGUACCCAAACAUUUGGCCCCUCAGAACCAAUCAAGUGGUACCCCAUCCACCCCUGCGGGAAGGGUACCUGUGGCUCCUAGAACACCCCAGUUCACUUCAGGAAGGGUUCCCAAGCAUCUGGCCCCUAAGGACCCCUCAACCCCUUUGACGCCAGCAGGUAGGGUCCCAGUGGAGCCCCGAACACCCAAGAUUACCCCGGACAGGGUUCCUCGACCCCCUUUUAUUGUGGACAAGAAGACACUGGCACAGAGGGUGCUGGUUACACCGAAAAUGUCAAAGACACUGAAAUCCACAACAGACACUAUGCCAGCAAGUGAUCCCUCCAACAAGGAGGAUAAGGAGAACUCAUGCCCCCGUAAGGCUGCACCUGGAUCAAGAAAACCACUGACCCCUAAUACCCCCAACACAGACAUUCGAAGUUUCUGGAAGACAAAGAAAACUCCUAACAAGUCACCAAUAAUCAAAGAAGUGCUGGACGAAGAUGAUGAAAUUACAGCGGAAGUCUCAGAUACAAGGGAGAUAGAUGAUGAGCAGGAGACUGUCUUCCUUGGUUUGAGGAGAAAGAAGAAGUUGACCUGGGCCGAUGCACUGGCGAAAAGUUGCAUUGAAAAUGAGGGGGAAAUGGAACAGGAUGCAUUUGCAGAGUGCAACAGUGUAGUACACCAAGAUGAGAUGCAGGACUAUUCUCCUAGGGAGAAAUCUACAUCAACACCUGAAAACACAUCCCAUAAUUCCAUUGUCUCUACCUCUUCCCAUAAUUCCUCAGUCUCAAUGCAACUUCCUGUCAGCAUUUUGGCUCCCAGCUCCAGCAAUGUAGUCGGCCAUGAUUUGCAGCCCAUAAAUGGGAACCAAUUUGGAAAAGAUUCAAAUUUACCUGGCUCCUCUUCGGAGAAAUGUGGCGUGACUCAGCUAGCCGGAUCGGCCAUGGUUGGGACUGACUCACAUGUGGUGAGUCAACAGAAUCUGGGCCAUGGAAGUCAGCAGACACAGCAGUCUGCAAACAAUGACAAUAACAACAAUAAUGAAGAAAUUCUCCGACUGCAAAUUGAACAAGCAACAGAAGAAAAAAUACUAUUGAGUCUUGAAGUUGCAAAACUAAAAGCACAGUUAGACACGCUGUCACAAAAUCAGAACUCUGAAAACACCGAACAUGGCAAUAGCACCUCUGAUAGGGAACCUUUGUUUGUAAGUUAUAAUACAACUGCAGGAGAUUUGAAUGCAAACGUUUCAAAUGGUGAAUAUGAACGUCAGUUUACUGCACCUAAAAUAUCCAUCACCUCUCAGGGAAAUAACCACAGGGACUUUAAUUCAAACAUGACUGUAAAUACCUAUAUUGAAAAUGCUUCAGAAGUAAGUGGACAGUUAACGGUGUGUCCAACUGGUUCCAGUCCUAUAAUGACUGGAUUUUCUACACCAAAAAGGCAAUACCCUACUGAAGAGGAUGAUAUUAACCUUACGCCGUACAUUUUAGCAAAUCCAAAGCAUUCAGAUCACACAAACAAUAAUGGACUUAACUCAGAUCAGCUAAUGUCGCAAUUUGCACAUGUUGAAAAUGUCCCUGAAAAAAGAACCAUUGAUUUUGAAGACAAAACACAACCAGAUAUUUAUUCAAAAACAAGUGUGCAAUAUGCUGAACCGCCUUUGUGGACACCACUGGCUAUGAAAACUGUGGCCAAGAGGUAUAAACAGGAUAACAGCUCUGGAACCAAUGACAUUCAUGGUGCAACUGGUGAAACUCAUGAAAAGAAUAUAUCAAAUAUUGAUGUUUCUAACACAGGUGGGCUGGUACCGCCUGAAAAAACACUUGGUCCUGCAACUGAGUCACAAGAAGAAAUUUUCCAAAAUGUUGUACAAAAAGAAAUGUCAGACUUCAAUACUGCAAAAGGUCUUAAGACGCCUCCCUCAACUAAAAGACAUUCCGCAUUUAGAACUAUUGCCAAUAAAACUGGGUUGUCACCUUCUGUUGGUGCUCUGUCCUUGAAAGCAAACACAGGGAAUAAAAAGUGUGGUGCAGUCCAAAAGCGCUUGGGGACAUCUUUGGUCAGUGCUGUUUUGCGAUUGGCUGAUGACAGGUACCUGGAGGCUUUAUUAGAUGACGAAGUUGAGUUGUACGCUUGCCGUCUUGUGCUGCCGAUUGUUGGAUCAGAUAGAUGCUGCAACCCCGUUAGCACAAUGCUCACAGACGGAGAUGAUAUGCAUUUCAUCCCCAUAGAGACAGAAAUCCAACCGUCUCCACCCAAUGGGACCAUCCAGGGGUCAGCUUUUAGCAAGGUCGUGAGCAAAAGGGCGUGUUGAAAUAUCACUUUCAGUUAGAGAUCGAGGUCACUGUAAGCAGAGGUCAAAGGUCACAAUCAGCUAGAGAUCAAGGUCACUGUAAGCAGAGGUCAAAGGUCACAAUCAGCUAGACAUCAAGAUCAUUGUAGCAUGAGCCGAGACCAAUGUCAACUAGGUCAAGUUCAUGUUGGCAAGAUGUGAAGGUGAUACCAGCGAGAGGUCAAAGUGAAUUUUACAUCAAUCUUGCAUAUCAACUAGGUACAAUUAAAGUGUAUUUUCAAGGUCACUUAUGCCAAGAUGCAAGAUGUGAAGGUUAUUCAAGUGAAAGGUCAAGGUCACUUAAAAUGAAUCAAAAUUAUAAGCAUUGAGAGAAAAAUUAGAAAUAUUAUGUGAACAUUAAUGCAAAAAUGUUAAUAUCAUAUUAAAUUAUUACAUGUGUUUACUAAAUGUUUUUUAACAAUAGUAAGGCUUAACAAAGAAGUUGUUUGUUUCCGUUUUUCCCCGAUCAACUUUUUUAACCUAAGUCUUGUAUUGCCAAUGCACACAUUAUUUGAAGCAAAAAUGUACAGUUUUUGUAGAUUACUAAAUCUUAGACAAAAUGGCAACAGUGUUAAGUGUGAAAAUAACAUUGUGACCCAGCUUUGGCAAUAAAAAAAUCUGACCUACUUACAGUAUUAUUUCUGGCAGUGAAAUAGGAAACAAGCAAUAUUUGUUUUGGCCUAACCACGUGGUCUUUACAUUUUUUAUAUAAUUACUAGCAUUAUAUGUUUAUGCAUAAUCUACAUGUAUAAAUUGUUCUUCGGAUGAUCCAAUGAAACUGUGUUUUUGAAGAUGAAAGGUCACCUUUUUGACCUGGAUUGUAUGGGAGUCAUUUGUUUAAUAAUGUUUUUUGAAAUAUGAGCUGUUUAUCAUGUUGCAUGUUUGUAAAUUUCUAUUUGAAACUAACAUAUUUCAUUACUGCAGUGUUAAUAAAGUUAGACAGAAGCGUUUCAAAAGAAAUUCAUUGAUGUUUUUGUGUCUUUAAGAUAUUAAUUGUAAAUUGCAGUUUCAUUCAUGAUGAUUCAAGUUCUUGUCAAAUAAUAACUGUGCUACAAUUUCUUAUCCAAUUUUGUGUUUGACAAAUGUGUUUUAUUUUAUUUAUUUUAUGACUGUAAUAUAUUUCUUUUUUGGUUGUUUUUUUUUUGUACCAAAAUGUGAGUGAUUUUUAUGUACAAACCAGUUUAUUGUAAUUUAUAUAAAAAUAAAUAUAUAAUAUAUUGGGGUUUGAAUGUAAAACUGUUAAAUUUCUGAAUUGAUGCAUUACUUAAAACAAAGUCUCGGCAUCAGACCCUAAAAUUAGUAUAACUUAAAAAUAAGUACCGUAUGAUUGUUUAUCUGCGUGUAUGUAUAAAAAAAAAGAUUUAAUUAAAGUGAGAAAAAAUAGAAAUAAAAUUCCAUAAAUUUAUCAAAAUAAAAGUUACUGUUAUAAAUGUUCAGUUCAGUUUCUGUUACAAUUUUAUUGUUUUAUGUUGUGUAGGAAUUUUUAGUUUCUGUUAGUCCUUAACAAUAAAACCACGAUUCUUUUUGAUGUUUGUUUUUUACACUUAAUGUUGGAUAUAUUGUUUUGGUUUCAUUUUAAUAUUUUCUUGUGGUAUUCAUUGGUUUUAAUAACUUUGGAACAUAUUUUUUUUAAUACUUAAUUAAUAGUUUUCAAACAUUUUUUGAGAGCAUUUCCAUUGUCACAUCUGCAAAGCACAAAUAACUCAAUUUUAUUAAAAAUCAUUUAAUUUUUCUUUCAACAUCGAUAUGAAGGAUUAGUUUUUGUCUCAUUUGCACCCUGUAGCAUUGUAAAUGUUAUUUUUUAUCAUCAGGAAAAAUGUUAAAGCUAAACAGUGUAUAAAAGCACUUAAAUGCGCUGUAUGGAAUUUAAAGUUAAAUUUAAUAGAAUAUAUACUAAUGCACAAAAAUGUGUAAAUUAGUUAUAAUUCUACUUAAACAGCUGUCAUAGAAAUUAGACUUACGAUGAACAAGCCAGUUUUUUGAUGCAGGGCUCGCUGGCAUGUGCUAAUUUUGACCAUCAGCAACAGAUAUUUUGUCAUGCAUCAUUGUCAGAACAUGGAUGCUCUAUAUACAUGUAUAUAAGUGUUGUAAGUAAAUCAUGCUUGAUUGCUCAUUUUCCAUACCUCAUGUUGAUACAAAUAGCAUUAUUACCUCACGAUUGGAUAAGUAAAAACUGUACAUUGAUUUCAUUUUGGGAGGUCCUUUUUUCAUGAUUUUUUUAAAAAUUGCUAGGGUUUUAAAAUUUUUGACACCAUUAUUUACAGGGAUAAGGUGGCAUAGAGGUGAAAUUUUUCGCUUUUGCCACAACUAACUUUCUUGUUUCCAGGGCUUGGUUAUCUUGUGGCCAAGACUAACAAACUGGUUUCAAGACUAACAAACUGGUUUCCACUACUUAGUACUUCAUGGGCAUGAUUUUAAGAUAACUAUAAUUUGUGGGAACAAAAUAGUAUUUAAUAUUAAAAUGUGGCAACUACAUAGUAAGCCAUGAGAGCGAGUAAGUAAGUCGUGGCCUUGAGAAAGAAAUGACAUGUUCACACAUGUCACCUAUAUGCCACUCUACAGGAGUGAUAACAUUCAGGAUAAUCCUGAAACAAGGGUUGAGAGCUAUACAAGUCAGAAAGCUGUAUUAUUAUCAAGACCUUUUUUGCUGGACUUUUGCAUUAUUAAUAGUAGGUAAGAAGUAAGUUGGAAUCAAUACAAUUGGCUUUGGGCCUGUUUCAAUAAGAUUUCUUCAAGUUUUAAACCUUAUGUUGCUAAACAUUGAUCAGGUAUUUUUAUUGAAAUGCAGUUUAUGACAAAACAAGGCUUUGCCUCAAAGUUUACAACUUUAAGCCUUAUGAUCUUUAUUGAUAGAAAACUAUUUUUCACAGUUCGGAUUUUCAGUCUGUUAUCAUCGCUUUGUAAUCAGUGGCCAACAUUGUUAAGUCAAUGAUUUUGCUUUUAAAAAGGUUUAAAAUUUGUGAAAAAAUCUCAUGAAUGAUAAACUCACAAAAUUUAAUCAAUGUACAGUAAAAGGGUUGAAUAUAUGGUAGUUUAUUUUUGUAUUUUUGCUUUAUAAUUGUGAGGUUGAGAAAUUGAAAUUGAAUUACAUAAAUAUGCUGCUGACGAAUUUAUCUGUUACUGUUAUCAUUUUUAACAAAACUGAAAAAUAAAAAUAAUAAAACUUUUUUUUUUAUGAUAUAUUUCAUUACUGUUUUUCUAAAACCUAAUUGUUAUUAUCAAAAUGUAUUAACUUAUUAUAAUAUUAUAAGAUAUUAAAGUUAUUUGGAUUCAGGUAUCUGAGGCUUUUUUUCUCCAAAAUUCAUGCAAUAAAAAAGAGUUGUUGUUUUUCUGCCAAGACCAUGUUAGAUUUGUUGAUUUGAAACUAGAAUGCGAUAAACUGCUGAAAAAUAGGAAACAAAUAAUUGUGUUUCUUUGGUUUUUAUAAAUGCCCUAUAUUUCCUAUGAAUAACUGGUCCAUAUUUGGUCAUAUAACACAUUUCACCAUGUCAGACAUGUUUAUAAGCGGGGUUCACACAUGUAUUGAACAAGAAUUGUUAAAAUGUUGUUAAACAUGAAAUGUUGUUGUGUUAACUCGAAUCCCAUUGGCUCGAAUUCCAUGGGACUGGCCAAAUUACUUUGAGCCUAGAUAAUAUAGAGCCAGGCAGGAAAGCUUUCAUAGAGUUGGAAAGUUUGAGCCAAUGAAGAAAUCAAGCCAGAUGAUAUCGAGCCAAUGGGUUUCGAUUGUUUUGAAAAAAAGAUGUUUGGUGAAUCUGUUUGUAUAUUUUUGAAAUAAUCUGUACAAAAAAGAUUUCUCAGGGUUGAUUUUGUUAAAAUGAAAUAGAUGUUCAAGAGUUUUGCAAAAAAUGUGGUUCAAAAUUGCCAUGCAUGCAAAAAUGUGGUUAAAAGGAAAAUAUAUGAAAGAAGAGAGUGACAUAAAUUAAUUAUCAAGAGAAGUGAGGAAAUAUAUGAUAGUUAAGACUGGAGCUACAAAGAUCAUACACCAGGGCCUUUGGCAUGUGUAUUUUUCAAUUAUGCGAGUUGGGGGAGAUGUAACUGUUUUAUACCAUUUUGUCAAGUACAGCAUUCAAUAAACAGCAUCAAUUAUAUUGGUAUAAGCAAAUUAACCUAAUUUAUUCGCAUGGUAGUUAUAGAAUGGCUACACCCAUUCUAUUUGUGACUGUUCAAAGACAAGAGUUCAUGUGUAGACCAAAAAGAAAGCCCUUUCAAACAUGUUACUAUUCAAUUUGUACAGUCAAACAUUUUUAUGAUGAACAAUGUAUCAUAUUGAAUAAGAAAGUCAUGUUUAUAUACAGUUGAGAAUGAAUGAAAUGCCUGGGCUGUCCUUAAAAUUGCUUAGAUAUGUGUGAAAACUAUUUGUUGCAUUCCUUGAAAUUUUUCGAAAGGCAAAAGGUACUCUUUUUAAUGAAAAAUAAGAUGUGUACAAACAAUAAAGUUAAGUUUGCAACACACGUUUUAAGUAUAUAGUUCAGUGUUUGUUUAUAUGCAUUUAUUUAUUUAAAUUUUGUAUGGUCCAGCUUCACUGGGAGUCCACUUUUAAUUGAUAUAUGUAUAGUAACAAACUAUAACAAGCUAAGUGUUCAAAUUAUGUUUUGUCUACUGGCCCAGCCUCUGUUUGAAUCAGCAGAUCUACUUGUUUUCAAUGUGUCAGAAGAUACUUUAUUUUGCCCCAAGACAUACGUAAGGCUAUUGCAAACUGAACUAUUUCAGGCUUUGUUUGACUAAAUUCUGUUCAAACUUGUGUCUACUAGUUCCUGUUUGGUGUAUGUUCAUAAAAGUAAAUAAAAUAACCCAAUUUCAACAAAACUUAAAAACUCUUUAAACCCUUACUAAAGAUUUUUUUAAAGCAAUUUACUGUUGACAUAAUGGUAUUCAUUCUCAUAUGAAAUGUAAUUCUUGUAUAAAUGGGUUAGGGUUAGUAUAAAUUGGUAUAAUUUAACAUGCAGAGAUCAUUUUUGUCAUCCCAAUUGGAUCAUCAUCAAGAACAUAGUUUGUUUAUGACUGUUUAUUAGAUUGUAUGAGAGUGAAAAACUUGCACUGAAGGCAAGUUCCAAUUCAGUUUUCCGCGAUCUCAUAGUACUAUAUUCCACAACCUCUUUUUGGUGUUGUAUUUUGUGAAAACCGGUUCUGACAAAACUCUCCUUUAAGUAGCAUACUUGAUUAUAAAUUUCAUCUUGUCUGUUUUUCGAAGGAAAAAAAGCCAGGCUUUAAUGGGCUUAGUAACUCUUACUGCUGUCAUUGUAGAUGGUGUUAUAUGAAAAAAGAAUCUAAGGUCAUAAAUAAAAAAUCAUUUAAAGAUAUACAAAUGAAACUUGGUACACAUGUAUUUAGAGGCAAAAAGCACAUGUUUAGCAAAGUGCAUAAUUCUUGCUGCAAAAAUCAUGUUGUUAUAUAUAUAUAUAUGAAAAAUCUGGUCUGACAUAAACUGUCACAAAAGCAGACUUAACUACAAAAACAUUUCUACAAUUGUGUAUGCCAACUUUUUUCAAGAACAUACUUGCUAUAGCCCCCCUCCUAAUGCUGUUUAGUUUUCGGCCAAGAACUGCAAGCUUUUAACCUGAAAGAUCUUUCAUUUAAUGUUUUGACAUCUAAUUUUGUAUUUGAAAGACACUACAAAUACAGUCUAUGAAUAUAAUAUAGUACAGUUAGUGAAAUUAAGACAAAUUUACAAUUCAAAUGAAACAACUUAUAGAAAGAUGGUGCCUAUUUUGACACUCACAGUGACAUCAUUGAGGUCAGGUCCAGUUUGUUUGCUGUUAUACUGUUCGAAAUAGAUGCGCCCACUUAGGGAUCUCUGUUUUAUUAUAAACUGUUGAAGGGUUAUAAUAAAAUAUUUAUUAAAAGUGAAGUAAAAAAGUGCUUUUUUUGCUUUGUUAAAUAUUACAUGGUCUACAAACUACUCUCAGGAGACUUCACAUUUUUUGUAGACCUGGCUCUCAAAAAAUAAGAAUACAGAAAUGGAUAUUUUAUUGUUAACUUCAAGACUUUGUCCUCUAAAGACCUAUUAAAUAAAUCAAAGCAGAAUUUGUUCCAAAAUAUAGCUUUACCCCAAGGUAGAAUUACAUAUAUUGCUAAGUGUAUAAGGUGUUGUAUAAUUUUGACAUGUACACCAUUGAUCGUUAGUCUUAUAUCUAGACAGUUCAUAUUGUCCAUUUUUUUCAAAUCAUAUUUUGACUUCUAAAUUAACUGUUAAUAAUUGAACCAUUAUUUCGGGCUGUUAUUUUUGACUUGACAAAAACAUUUGGCAAUAUAGUUUGAUAAUUAUAUACAUUAUAACUUCGUUUUCAAAAGGAUGGUGUUUAAUUUUUUAUUGAAAUUUUAUGUUCAUGUAAGGGAAGUUGUUAAUGAAAAAUAAUUAAGCUUGAUUUAAAAACAAUGAUAGAAAAGGCUGAAAGAUGCAAAACAUUUUUAGAUUCUCACUCUGGUCUAAAAUCCCUUGUCUGAACAGUAAACUAUGACGUUACAUUUUCUGAUUGCAUUUCUGCUUGUUGCAGUUCAAAAACACACCUUGUUCAUUAAAAAACCAAAAGGCAAACUUUGGUUUUUCCAAUAUGCUUUCUUGGUUAACACAUCUUCGUAAAUCAGAAAACAGCAUCAAAUUUAAAAUAGUUCAAAACUUUAAUGAUCGUGGAGAUUAUGUCCGGAGAAAAAAGGAAAACAUUAAAUACACACAUUUACAUUUAAAAUAAGGAUGAGAAUCUAAAAAUUAAUUCUCUGGGCUGGUAUUCAAUAUUGGUUUUAAUUGGAUCUAAGAACACUGUAGCUUAUCAGAUUACUUGUUAUUAAUAACUGACCAAUCGUGUGAAUGAAGUCAAUGAUGUAUAACCAUAAGAUUGACUUAAGUCACAUAUUGAAUACCACCCUGGCCUUAUUUAGGCUAAUACAAAAUAGAAGACUUAGUGUUUGUUGUAAAAGUUUUACAGUUGCCAUAGGCAUGUUUGCAUGUUCGUCGUCAAGUUUUACUGAGAACUCAUUUAUUUAUCGAUCAUUAAAUUGUUGUUAUCAAAAUCAUUAAAAUACAUAUUUUUAACAUAGUUUUUCUGGUGAUAAAUACAAAAUGAACAUAAUAGAGUACAAGUAUUUAUUUUUCUUGUAUUUCUAUGUCAUUUGCCUUAGCUAAGGACUGGAUAUAUGUCUUGCUUAAUAGCUGUGAUGAAGAUUGGUUGAAGAGUUGUUUCAUGUGGGUUAAAAAUUAUUUUGGCCUGCUGUAUUAUUGUGGGUAGGCCGGAUGUUUUCAACCUAUAAAACAACCAUGAGAUGAUCACUGUUUUUCCUACCAAAGUAUGAAGCAAUGUAAAUGCUACUAUUUGCAAGUGAACUCACAAAAGCAUACUUGUCAGUCACUAAAUAAAAUCCUGGUGAAAAAGUCAUUUUGCAACAAAGAAACAGUCAAUUUGUACUGCUCCAACGUGGUUUCAGCACUUCUAAGAGAUUCGUUUGUAACUGUGCCGUCAUAAUCAGUGUUAUUCCAAGCUACAAUUUGAUUGGUCAGUUGAUGUAAAAUUAUACCAAUUCAAACUGUAAAUUUAUGGAUGCCUUGCGGAAUAUGAGCCCACAUCUUUAGUAUUUAGUUCAUGGUGAUAGUCUAAGUAUAUGCCAAGCUCUGAUGACUGCGGUUUACCAACUGGCUAUAGAUGUAGCACUUGAUCUGAAUGGAAAUUCCAUCAUCUAUUGGCAAGACAUUUGUUCAGUCCCUGGUUACAUACAGAAGACCAAUUACAUACACUGGUGUUUUCUGGUGCUGCAUUGUACAAGGUGAUAUACAAUGUCCCACCAACUUUUACAUUCUACUUUGCUGUGUCAUUUCACUUUGUUUCAUUCUUUAAUUCAUGCUGUAUCAUUAAACAAUCUAAAUCAAUGUUGUUUAUUCUAUACAGUGUGCAUCAACAUUUUUACAUUCUAGAAGCAAUAUCUUUGGACAAUGUACAAAGUGAUGUAUCAUGUUGUUUUUUCUAUUAAGAGAAGAAUACCCAUACCCAUACUAAAUUCAAAUAUGGAAUUUUGGCAUGUAGAUGUUUGAAAUUUGAAAAAAAAGUGAAGAAAUUAACAGUACAUUUUAAGUAAUAAGUAAUGGAUAAAGUGAUCAAUUAUUCAAAUAUUAUUAUAUAUAAGCCAGCUGUGUGAGAAAUGCCUCCAACUUUUAAUAUUUGGCCAAAAUGAACUGAUUUUUUUUAUAAAUAUUCAUUUGGAAUUUAAAUUGGAUUUUUUUAUACUUUCUGGCAUUGGAAAUAGAGCCAAAUAGCAGCUAUAAAAACUGCUGAAAAAGCCAUGUGUAAAAUGGACUAACUUUAACAUUCUUUGCUUUAAUGAUAGCCUUUCGCUUUGCAAAAUGGUGAAAUACAUUAUCAACCAACAUAAUUAUUCAUUUUCACCAAUUCUCUACAUUCUUCACAAGAUAUUACAUACCCAUUAUUAAUCCCUGUUUGAAAACCCUCACAAAAUGCCCAUGACCCUACUGCACAGAGUGGAGUGGACUACCAUUCCAGUCAUUUCACAUCAUAGUCAUUGGAAAAAAGAGUAGCAAAUCUGAAGUUAUUCUCAGAAAUAUAUGAUAGCAGGUCAGCUUAUUUUCAUAGCCAUAAAACACCACCAUCUUCGUAAAGUUUCUAUUAGAAAUAACUUUCUUCUAACCUUCUUUAGACGUGAUCUUUUUUUUAAUAUACAUUUAUUAAAACAACACGAGUAAAUCGGCAAUGCUACCUACAUUUCAGCAAUAUAAAUCGGUUUCUUUAAUCUGUAUUCCCUUUCUAAAAAUCUACAAGAAUGUCAGUGUGUGCAAAACCAUCUCAAAUACUAUUGAGAUAUGAUAUUUUUGACUUAUUGUUAACUUAAAAACGAGGUGUAUAGUAUUUGACUGAAUAUUCUGCAACAUUGCAGAACAAUUCUUAACAAUUGCUUAAAUGUAUAAGUAUUUUCCUGAAAACUCAAAAUAAGUUUCUCUAUCACUGUUCUGAAAUUAUAUAAAAUUUAUUUCAUUAGAUGGGUUUCCUGUUUACCCUGUUUAAAAAAUCUGUUAAAUUAUGCAUUUAAGAUAAAUAAUGGUUUCGUCUUGAGAUUUCCAUUUGCAAUUUAAUGAUCUGAGAAAUUAUUUUCCUUAUUAUUGUGCAUGUUUCGAGACAUAAAAUGCCUUAAGUAAGGCUAGUCGUGGUGUUAAUAUCUUUUGUUCACCAACUAUUCUGUUUUUGUGAUAUAUAAAUCUUGAUGCAUGUAAUAUUUCUGUACAAAGGUGGCUCUGUGUAGUGGGAAAGACAGUUUACUGUGUGAUUUAACAUCUAUGAUCAGGGCGAAAGCAAAAAGGUUCUAAUUGACAUCAAAUAAAGAACCUUUUCGUGUUAACCCUUCACAUUGCUACUAUGUUAUAUAAUGGUUACUUUUUUUCUCAGUAAAGUUGACAAUUGUAUUAUGUUUUUACCAUCAGCAAUAAAAUCCUCAUGUUUUCA